Messenger RNA from Miscanthus lutarioriparius, 1179 nucleotides. NCBI's taxonomy places the organism in Eukaryota, Viridiplantae, Streptophyta, Magnoliopsida, Poales, Poaceae. The record is from the annotation of a GenBank genome assembly.
AUGUCUCACUUAGGCAGGAAAAUCCUCAAUGUGGUGCCUAUGCUUCUUGUCUUCUCCUUAGGAUUUUUCAUGGGCAUGAUCUCCGACUCCAAAUUCCCAAACUUCUACAUCCCUUUCGUUCCACCAAUGCCCUCUCCUGCACUUCCUUUGCCACAGCUGCCUGUGUCAUCACAAUCUCCACCCUUGCAACCUAUACCGCCGCCGCCACCAUCACUACAACUGCAAGUGGCAGAGGUGAUGCGCUUCUUGGUGCCAAAGAGCGCCAUGCACAACAUGACUGACGAGGAGCUGUUCUGGUGGGCAUCCAUGGCACCGAAAGUCCGGAGCAUGCUGUUCCACCGUGUGGCAAAGGUUGCCUUCUUGUUCCUGACAAGAGGGAACCUGCCUUUGUGGCCUUUGUGGGAGAUGUUCUUCAAUGGGCACGAUGGCCUGUACUCCAUCUAUGUGCACACUGAUCCUUCCUACACUGGUUCGCUUCCGGAGGAGUCCGUGUUCUAUGGUCGCAUAAUACCAAGCCAGAAAAUGAUGUGGGGGGAUAUGUCCCUUGUGGCGGCGGAGCGCCGGCUCCUGGCAAACGCCUUGCUAGACCUCAGCAACGAGCGCUUCGUGCUGCUCUCUGAGUCGUGCAUCCCCCUCUACGACUUCCCCACGGUGCACGCUGUCCUCACCGGCUCCAACACCAGCUUUGUGGACAGCUUCGUGAACCACGACAGCGAGGUGCGCUACAACCCCUUCUUCGCCGACCGCAGCAACAUCACCCUUGCGCAGUGGCGCAAGGGCACCCCAUGGUUUGAGAUGGACCGUGCCCUCGCCGUUGAGGUCAUCUCCGACGACACCUACUUCCUAGCGUUCCGUGAGUACUGCGCUGUCCAGCCGGCCUGCCUCAUGGACGAACACUACAUCCCAACUCCGCUGAGCUUGAUCGGGUGGAUGCACAACGCCAAUCGGACGCUCACGUACGCGGACUGGAGGAUUGGGGAAGUGCACCCACAGACGUACGGGAGAGAUGACGUGACAGAGGAUCUGAUCAGGAAGAUCAGGGGAGGCGCUGGCAGUGGCAGGAACUGCACCUACAAUGACGGAGCGAAUGGGACCUGCUACCUGUUUGCGCGCAAGUUCGCACAUGAUGCGCUCGAGCCGCUGUUCCGAUUGAAUCCCAAGGUUAUGGGGUUUGGGUGA